GCGGUUAUUGUCCCACCAGUGGCGCGCGGCCCUUUGGCACCUCAGGCCUAUCCUGUACCUAGGCCACUGUGAGCAGUUGGAGGGAUGGCUGCUCAGCUGCUGACUGUAGAGUAUCCGAAAUCAGUGACGUUCAGGGACGUGACUGUGGACUUCACCCAGGAGGAGUGGCAGUGGCUGGAGCCAGCCCAGAAGGACCUGUACAGGGACGUCAUGCUGGAGAACUACAGGAACCUGGUCUUGCUGGACUGGGAGACUAGACCUGAAAUGAAGGAGUUGGAUAUGAAGCAUCACAUUCCGGAGGACAAACCACCGUUGCAGGCGGCCUUGGCAGGGCCCGCUAGGACUUGCGCCUGGGGAGAAGCACGGACACCAGACGGCUGGGUAGAUGGGUGGCGGGAAGGGACGGGACCCAGCCCGGAGUUCCUGGGCUCUGGGCUGGGGGACGUCCUAGCCAAGGGGUUCGUCCCCGAGUGUUUUGAGUUGAAGGCAUCUACCAACCACAGCUGCACCCAGGAGAAGGGCGCCUAUCCACUGGGGAUGCGCAGGAAGAACGCGGAGAAGCCAGCGCACGCGUGCGGCCAGUGCGGCAAGGUCUUCAGCCGAAGCUCAUCCCUGAUAAAGCACCAGAGGAUCCACACUGGGGAGAAGCCUUUUGGCUGCGACGUGUGCGGGAAGCCGUUCUUGGAGCGCUCGUCCCUCACCAUCCACCGGCGCGUGCACACAGGCGAGAAGCCGUACGUGUGCGGGGACUGCGGCAAGGCCUUCAGCCAGCGCAUGAACCUCGUGGUGCACCAGCGCACGCACACAGGCGAGCGGCCGUACACCUGCGGCGUGUGCGGCAAGGCAUUCCGCAAGACCUCGUCCCUGGUGCAGCACGAGCGCGUGCACACGGGCGAGAAGCCGUACGCAUGCGGGGACUGCGGCAAGGCCUUCAGCCAGAACAUGCACCUCGUGGUGCACCAGCGCACGCACACGGGCGAGAAACCGUACGUGUGCCCGGUGUGCGGCCGGGCCUUCAGCCAGAACAUGCACCUGACCGAGCACCACCGCACGCACACGGGCGAGAAGCCGUACGCGUGCAAGGAGUGCGGCAAGGCCUUCAACAAAAGCUCAUCGCUUACCCUGCAUCAGCGGAACCACACGGGCGAGAAGCCAUACGCGUGCAACGAGUGCGGCAAGGCCUUCAGCCAGAGCUCCUACCUCAUCCAGCACCAGCGCUUCCACAUCGGUGUGAAGCCCUUUGAGUGCGGCGAGUGCGGCAAGGCCUUCAGUAAGAACUCGGCCCUAGCGCAGCACCAGCGCAUCCACACCGGUGAGAAGCCCUACGAGUGCUACGUGUGCAAGAAGCACUUCACUGGGCGCUCGUCGCUCGUGGUGCACCAGAUCGUGCACACGGGCGAGCGGCCUUACCGGUGCGGCGAGUGCGGCAAGGCCUUCAGCCAGAGCGCGUACCUCAUCGAGCACCAGCGCAUCCACACUGGCGAGAAGCCGUACCGCUGCGCGCAGUGUGGCAAGGCCUUCAUCAAAAACUCCUCGCUCACCGUGCACCGGCGCAUCCACACCGGCGAGAAGCCCUACCGCUGCGCCGAGUGCGGGAAGACCUUCAGCCGCAACACCAACCUCACGCGCCACCUGCGGAUUCACACUUGAGCCAUCCGCGGCACCUGGCAGGUCUGCAGGGCCAGGUGUGUGUGUAGGGGGUGCUGCCUCCGGGUGGCCGGUGUGGACUGUCCUCCCGCUGGAGGUCUGGUGACUCGGGAUGGAGAGGCUGGGAACGUAGGAACCUGGAAAGGCAUUUCCAUCAGUGCGCUUCCUUAAACAGCGCCAGAAGGCGAGCCCCUGACGUUUGGCUUGUUGGGUAUAUUUUAAGGUCCGUGUAGCUGAGCCAGGAUCCAUGGAGGCUCCAAGGAGAGAUGUAGUUCUUCAGGGGUCUGGUCUGCUCCCUGGAGCUCGCAGGAUUACUCCUGCAGCAGCCUAGGGCAGGUGGAGGGGAGGCUGAACACUGGGACAUCCCUUACUCCAUCAUAUGCACAGAGCUCAGAUGUGGUUUGCCCCAUCUGAGUUUCCUCCGGGGAUUAAGAUUGAGGGUCAAUGUUGGCUGGUUGGCGCCCAGCUUCCCCACACCCUAGCCCUCCUGGUCUCCUACACUGUGUGCUGGAGUCAUCAAAUCACUCAGUGAAGUUUGCAAGUUGUUUGCUAGGGAAAUUUUUUUUCAGUUAGCAAAUAACAAAAUCAGCUUUGAAUGCCAAAGUUUCUUAAAGCAGUCUUAGAACUUUUAACCAACAGGCCAUUUUGAACGGUCUUUUUGACCGUUCAAGACUGAGAGUGGGAGACUCAGAACACAACUGCCAGGUGUGUUUCGGGUUCCAAUCUUUAUGGGCUCCAGGAUCCACACCCUAGCACAGACUGUUCUAUAGUUAUGAUGCAGUUAAACAGUAACAGUAACUGUCCUGGUCCAUUCCUGUUGCUGUAACAAAGUACCUUAGACCAGGUAACUUACAAACCAUAGAAAUGUACUGCUUAUAGCAGAUCUAGAGUCCUGAAAGGCCAAGGUGCAGGUGGGUCUGUUCUCUGUUGAGGACCUGUUCCUCAUAGUGCCUCCUACCUGUGUCCUCACCUGGUGGAAGAAGACAAGGAAGCUCCCUCCACUUCUUUCAGAAGGUCACUAAACCAGUCACAGGAGCUCUGCUCCAUCUCUGCCAACUGUUCCUUUGGGGGGUUAAGUUUCCAACGUGUGAUUUGAGGGGUACACAGGUGUUCAGAGCAACUGUAUCAUAUCUUCAAAUGAGUUUCCCAGGCUGACUUGAAGUGUUUUUUACACAUGGAUCUCCCCCUUCCCUCCCACCUUGGGUUUUUUGUUUUGUUUUGUUUUGUUUUUAAACUGCUCUUAAUGUUGACAUAUAAUACUACUGUUUGCUAAUGUCCUGACAUUUCUAAAUGCUCCUCUGCACUCCUU
Molecule: messenger RNA, 2956 nt
Organism: Castor canadensis (American beaver)
Lineage: Eukaryota; Metazoa; Chordata; Mammalia; Rodentia; Castoridae
Source: RefSeq, a predicted model, not a curated record